This is a messenger RNA of Darwinula stevensoni, 733 nucleotides long. Lineage: Eukaryota; Metazoa; Arthropoda; Ostracoda; Podocopida; Darwinulidae. The record is from the annotation of a GenBank genome assembly.
GGCCACGCCGGACCUUGAGAGGAAGGUUGUCGCUGUCCUUUCCUUCUUCGCCGUCGAAAAGAUGGACUUGCGGUCGUGGUUCCUGCUUCUCGCCCUCGGGUGCACGUGCCGGCCCGAGCGGGAAUCGGGGGCAUACACGGAGUUCUCCGAGCUGUGUCCCCCGUGUUGCUACGUCAAGUACCCCAUCCAGUGUCGGUACAUGUGCCUGUGCGAGGUGCGGUUCGAGAGACCCGGCUUUCAAAUAAUGCUCAGGAGACGCUGAGGAAAACGCAUUCUCAGAAGAAAUCCGUGAUAGAAUCCCCAUGAAUUCGGUGCCUCCUCUCUUUCCCCAUUCCGAAAACUCUGUCAUCAUCGAGUCGGCGAGAGAGGUAGCAGACCUUCCUGUCUUCAAACCGACGGAAUCCAUCGAGAAGAUGCAUUCCGGUCCAUGGAAUGCAUCUUCUCGAUGCACUCAGGUAAACACGACCCACAUCCGACCGGAGACAACGGCCCCAAACGCAUUACCACUCGCCGCUACACACUCGCUUCCAUUUCCUGUCGCCGGUCUCUUCCCAAGCCUUCGGGGCCGAUUCGGAGACCGCCCCCACAAGAAAAAUGGGUCGGCUGGGUCAUCUCGACCUUGCACGAUGGAGAAAAAGGUCGAAGAAAAGAAGGUAUUUUCGGUUGAAGUCUUUCGUGUUGCGUUUAUUUAUGUGAGGAAAUGAAGGUCGCAGAUGCAACAGCUCACGUGGGA